GACCUGCCUAUCUCCGCAGGAUGUCGGUGUGUGCCGAAGCAGCCGGCAUGCGCUGCUAGUUUCUGCCUCGUGGGAAGUUAGGGGGUGGUGAGGGGAGAAGAGGGGCGAGAAAGAAGAUAAAUAUCGCACCUCGCUGCCCCUCCUCCGGCAGGAAAAGAUAGGAACUGGAAUCUGAAGAUCCAGAACGAAGCUGGGCGAAGAGCAGCGGCAGACACUGAACGCAAACAAAGAUGAAGUUGAGCGUGGCUACGAUCUCAGCUUUGGCUACUCUGGCCACCGCGGUUCCCCACAGGCGGAACAGUGCACAGUGGAAUCAAGUUCGCUCCAAUAUCAAACAUGUUAUCUAUCUGAUGUUGGAGAACCACUCCUUCGACAACAUUGCGGGCUACUGGGACUUUCACCCGGACAUUGACAACUUGCGCAACAUCGACUACUGCAACGAGUACACGAACCCCAACUGGACGGUCUGGGGUGAACCUCUGAACGUCUGCGCGGCGCCAUUUGAGACCGAGGUACCCCUGACUGACCCGGAUCACAAUUUCGCGGGUGUCACCUACGAGAUCUUCCGCAAGUGGAACGUCACCAAGGAUGAUGUUCCCAACAUGGGUGGAUUCAUUGAACGUCAGUCGGAGAAGUACAGUGCUACGCCCGGUGAAUCCAGCUUCGUCAUCAAGGCGUACGACCAGAAGAAAACGGCGACUCUGGCGGAAGUUGCCCAGAACUUCGCCUUCUGGGAUAGCUAUCACGCGGAGCACCCCGGUCCUACCAACCCCAACCGUCAGUUUGCUACUUCGGGCUCCACCUGUGGUAUGGUGGAUAACACUUACCAAUCUGCUGGAUGGUAUGCCAACUACACGGGUACCACGUGUGCCACCUCGAUCUUCGAGUCGCUCAGUCAGAAGAACAUCACAUGGAAGAACUACUAUGAGACCGACAUUGUCGAUGCUUUCAUGUACAAGUGGGUGCAAGACAAUGCCAUGGACCGCCUGGUUCACUCCGACCAAUUCUACCGUGACCUUGAGGAGGGCACUCUCCCGCAGUUCUCCUACUACAACCCGGAGUGCUGCACCAUCGACUCCAUGCACCCAACCAGCAACAUGGCCUCGGGCGAGCAGCUGAUCAAGCAUCUGUACGAUGCGGUGCGCAGGUCGAAGUACUGGGACAAUGUUCUGAUUGUCCUCAACUUCGACGAACACGGUGGUUUCGCCGACCACGUCCCCACCCCUGUCAAUAUUCCCCAGCCCGAGGAUGGCAUUACUUUCUCCGGCGUGUCGGACGGCCACAACGUAACCUACGAUUACACUCGAUUGGGUGUUCGUGUCCCCGCGUUCCUCAUCUCCCCUUGGGUCCCCGCCAACCACCUGAUCCACGACCAAGGGACAAGCUACGCCAACAACUCGGCGUACACCCACACCUCGAUCCUGCACUUCCUGCAGGAGCUGUGGAACCUGGACGGGCUCAACAACCGGGUGCAGUGGGCCAAGACCUUCGAGUACCUCUUCACCGACACCAAGCGGGAGGAUACCCCGGAGAAGCUGACGACGCCGACCUGGUACGGGGGCAGCAACGAGCCCAAGCCGGACCCGUUCUACAAGUUGAACCAGGAUUACGACUAUUAUGAGAAUAUGUAAAUACGAGCCGCGGGAUGACGGCCAAAAAGACUACACGGCGGGUAUGAAUGAGGUUUAGAGCUAAUUCCAAACAAAUGUUCAUGUUAUCUUUGACUCAAUGUAUCAUAACGAUCAUAUCUCGUUAACGCCCUCGCACUCCUUUCGGGAGAGAAAGGGUAGCGAGGGUCAGCAUAAUGCAUACAUCAUCCACCCUUCCCUUAUACAAGGCAAGG
Aspergillus fijiensis CBS 313.89 is the source of this 1843-nucleotide messenger RNA. Its product is annotated as phospholipase, PLC-D. The transcript has 7 exons. The coding region runs from base 231 to 1631 and encodes 466 amino acids. Gene Ontology annotation, biological process: phospholipid catabolic process. Gene Ontology annotation, molecular function: hydrolase activity, acting on ester bonds. The record is from RefSeq and is a predicted model, not a curated record. NCBI's taxonomy places the organism in Eukaryota, Fungi, Ascomycota, Eurotiomycetes, Eurotiales, Aspergillaceae.